AUGGUUUACCCGGCUAUCGAAGUCACUGUUGUCACCGUCGGAAAUCGCACGAUUGAAGAUGAAUCAACUGAAGAUGGACAGAAGUAUAUGAAAGCAUUCCAUGCAGCAGCAACAACUAUUCCUGGCUGCUCUCGUGGAUGCUGGGGCAGAAGUGAUAAAUAUCCAGACAAGGUUAUCCAUUUUAUCGACUACGACACGCGUAAACAGCAUGAUGUCCACAAAGCUCUUAUUAAAGGACCUACGCCACCAAUUCUUUUGGAUGUCCAAAGCAAUGAGACUGUCUAUGUCAUUCACCCAAACACUAAUGACCGCAACAAAGUUUACUAUGCCCCAUACACUACAGUUACUUUCUUCUGGGGAAUACAAGAAGACAAAUGGACUGAUGUUGCGCCCGAAUUCUUUGCUGCUGUGGCUAAAUCCGAUGGCUGCACUGGGUAUAUCUGGGGUGAAGUGGAUACCCCCAUUUUGGCCGACUUUGAUGGUAAUGCGUCGCUGGGCAGUCGAAAGUGUGGAAUCUUAAUCACCGGUUGGCGCAGCAAGGGCCAGCACGAUAAUGAUAACAAGAACCCGCGAGUUGUCAAGGCCUGGGAAGCUGUUCAGAAAGUCUGUGCCAAGGCAGAUGAUUGGGGGACGACGCUGAGGAUCACUGAGAAUACCGGCCAUAUUCACCGAUGGACUACCCCUUUGCCAUUGAAGGAUCGCUCUGACUGGCUUCCAGCAGCUGGGAUGAUUUAA
This is a messenger RNA of Trichoderma atroviride IMI 206040, 735 nucleotides long. RefSeq lists its product as uncharacterized. The record is from RefSeq and is a predicted model, not a curated record. NCBI's taxonomy places the organism in Eukaryota, Fungi, Ascomycota, Sordariomycetes, Hypocreales, Hypocreaceae.